This is a messenger RNA of Desarmillaria tabescens, 1179 nucleotides long. RefSeq lists its product as uncharacterized. The transcript has 17 exons. Lineage: Eukaryota; Fungi; Basidiomycota; Agaricomycetes; Agaricales; Physalacriaceae. The record is from RefSeq and is a predicted model, not a curated record. The coding region runs from base 11 to 1054 and encodes 347 amino acids.
CACCACUACCAUGAAUUCAGAGGCAGUUGUCGUCCCGUCUCUGGGAACAACGAUUGGUGCUACAUAUGUCGGUGCCAUGCUCUCGUCAUUAUUAUUUGGAAUUACGGUCCUGCAGGUCUUCAUCUAUUACAGAGAUUAUCCGAAUGACUGCCGACUUUAUCGCUAUUCUGUCGGUAUAAUCUGGGUUCUCGACGCGCUACACCUCAGCCUCAUCAUACACGUUAUAUACCACUAUACUGUAGAUUCGUUCGGCGAUUAUGUUGCGCUGGAGAACGUUGUGUGGAGCUUCAAAGUACCCAAUUCUCAUCUUCGUGACGUACUCCUGGCUGACUUUGAUCCUCGAUUGUUUCCACAAGCUUCAAAAUCUAAUCAACCCUGUACGCAAUACGACUGUGGAAGUUCGGGCACCAUUUCCAUCGGUUCCUUCCUUGGACUGUCAUAUUCGUGGUCGCAUGCGGAUUUGUGGGCAUAUACACCGAACAAUAUGCUAAGGGGCGCGCCCAGUGGUCAUUUACAAAACGUUCAGUCUCAUGCGGUCGCCGCCAGAUACACAAUCACAACGUUCACUGAUUUGGCCUCGAUGGACUGGGCUAUUGAUGCUUCCUUCGCCACAUCUACCGGGAUAGACUUCUUCAUCUCCUUUGCUACGUGUUAUUACCUUCACAAGAGCCGUGCGUGCUCGACCAUUGCACUCGUCACCGGACAGGUCUCAUGGUCCAUUCAGUACAUCGCCCUCCCUAAUACCCUCGUCUUUCUCGGAGUCGACUUUCUCCUUGCAAAGCUUUACGUCAACUCUCUGUUAUCGAUGCUGAAUGCUCGGAAACGGAUCCAAGGAACAAACACCGGAAGUGGUGCCGCUUUGUCAGAACCCACUUCAUUCUCCAAUGUCAUUCACCUUACGCCCACCGCCGGCGGUGCUAGCGCGGGGGAUGUAAAGGAUGGGUUCAGCAUACCUCCUUCUGAGAUCCACGGUAGCGUACCUACGCAAAAUAAUACAGACUCGGCUCACGUCGUUGAGGAUAAGCGGUCGAGAGUCGAGUUUGCCAUGGCGUAAAAGGAGGGUGGGUGUAUGGUAAUGGAACAAAAGAGAGAUCUUUAUUGGGUAAAUUACCAUGUAUUUAUAGCAGGUCCGAUAAGUGGACCGCGUAUCGACCAUGAUGGUAUCAGUGAUCAUCCGGA